AAUAUAAAAAAAUGUUCAAGUUAAAUAAUUCACUGGCUUUUUAGGUUAGGUUAAUCGAUAAGCAUUUGAUUGUUUCUUCCAGAAAGAUUGUAUGUAAAUGGAACUACAUUUUCGUAAUAUCUAGAGAAACUGGAUCACGGGUGUGUAGAGCGCUAUUAAAUCAGUGGGAAGUUUGCGCUAUGUAUUCGCUGCAAUCCAUGCUUUACUGGUCAAUUAGUUGGCUGUACAUUCACUCGUAAAUCUGAUAAAAAAUUAGAGAAAGGAACGGUUACAGUGAAUCAUGUUAAACUAUUGGAACAGAGCAAUUUUCAGAAACACGUGUUCAAGUUGAUCUUGAAAAAGUGUUAACGUAGAUGGACAAUGUGAUGGAAAAAGUGCAUACUCAAGUGAUUAAAUAAAUAUUUUGUACGUUUUUUGUGCACCAGGCGUAAUGUUUUCGAACAUACUCUCUGGUAUGCUUGCCAAUGUUACCAAAAUGAGCCUGGCAUUAUUUGUACACAUGUCCAAGCGUUAUCUCGAUCGAGAUUCUUGAUACGAGAAUGACUGCAAUUAGAUUCUGUUACCAUUGACUCGUAUAUACAUCUUUGAGAAACAAGACUUUUCAAGUUGUAAUUUUCUCCCACUACGUAGUAGAGAUGCAUAUGUGGUAUUGGUUCGGGAAAGACCUGGGAGUAUUUUUAUUCCCAGGAUAUGUUGUUACGACAACUUGGGGCAUGAUAGCUACAUGCUUCGGCAUAGCUGCCUUAGCUGUACUUUACGAGGGUACGAAGGUGCUGCAAUACAAACUGCGACAAAUGACACUCGAUUCUUUAGCCAAGACUUCGCCAUCUACUGAAAAUUCAACAUUAAUAUCCAGAAUAUCAUCAAGAUCCUUUAACGCAUCUUUCUUCGUACAGUGCAGUUCAUAUUGGAGCAGAUGGCUUUUAGAAGUAUUUCACUGGUCCUUUCACACUUUGAUGGGCUAUAUAAUUAUGAUGGCUGCCAUGACGUAUAAUGGAUACAUAACUAUUGCCUUGGUAUGCGGAGCAGCUAUCGGUUAUUGGAUAUUUAGCCCUGCUCUUAUGAGUUUCAGCAUAAAACAAUUUCCUCAACAAAAAUCAGUACAAUGUGAAGUGGAAUGUGCAGAUGCUAUUGUUAAUUCAGAAAGGCGACAAUCUACAGUAUCAUUUGUAGCAGAGCAAAUAGCAACAGAAGUUGUUGCAGACAUUCAUGCUACGCAGACUUGAAUAAUGUUUUAAUUCUAAACUUAACUCAUAUUGGUUAAACCAAUCUGAUUACAACUUUUUUAAGAUGAGACUUAAAUGUAUAAAGAAAUAAUUUUUACAUUUACAUAUUACAUGUACUCGGAGGAUAUUUUUGUAUAUACGCUGUUUUUAUAAAUUUAUAAAAAAACGUUUAUUCAAUGAAUUAAUUAUAAGGAUUAGAUUUAUGAUAUCACAACGUGUGUAUAGAAGAAUUCUUGAUUCUUUGUACAAACAGGAAUUAAAAUAUUCUUUUGCAAA
Messenger RNA from Orussus abietinus, 1502 nucleotides. RefSeq names its product probable low affinity copper uptake protein 2. The transcript has 4 exons. The record is from RefSeq and is a predicted model, not a curated record. Gene Ontology annotation, cellular component: plasma membrane. The coding region runs from base 636 to 1226 and encodes 196 amino acids. Lineage: Eukaryota; Metazoa; Arthropoda; Insecta; Hymenoptera; Orussidae. Gene Ontology annotation, biological process: copper ion transmembrane transport; intracellular copper ion homeostasis. Gene Ontology annotation, molecular function: copper ion transmembrane transporter activity; ATP binding.